Serpula lacrymans var. lacrymans S7.9 is the source of this 1721-nucleotide messenger RNA. RefSeq lists its product as uncharacterized. Bases 130 to 1566 code for a protein of 478 amino acids. Lineage: Eukaryota; Fungi; Basidiomycota; Agaricomycetes; Boletales; Serpulaceae. The record is from RefSeq and is a predicted model, not a curated record. The transcript has 5 exons.
UGUCGUUUUCCCUUACCUCCAGUCCUUGCCAAGAGUCCCCCGUCACCUUCGGAUUUAGUCAUCAGGGAGGCUUUACCGAAACUCGAACAUGCUUUAUCUGCUCGUUUCGCAGCGGGUGGGAUCGACAGCAUGAGCGUAGCUGUCGUCACAUCGGACGGCCCCAUUUAUGACGGCUUUUGGGGCCUAUUGCGUGCUAACGAGACGGAAGAUGAAAAUCAAAGGGCCGUCGACAGGCAUACUAUCUAUCGUCUGGCAUCUAUUUCGAAGUUAACUACUGUCCUGGAAACCUAUAUCUUGCGUGACCGUGGAGCACUGAACCUGGACGAUCCCGUCAAGAAAUUUCUGCCGCAGCUAUCGUAUACACCAGAAGAUGAUCCGCUAACUUUUCGUCAGCUUAUGAGUCAUAUGUCUGGACUAGGGAGAGACUGGCCUCCAGGUGACUCUAGUAAAGCCUGGCCAAAAUCCCUGGAUGGUGCCGGCCCACCGCAUUACAAUGGCCUGCCCUUUCCCAGUCAUGAACAAUUCUUCGAUGCAAUUGCACAUAACCAACUUAUCGUCCCACCAUAUACGUACCCCAUUUACUCGAACACUGGUUUUUCUCUUCUUGGUCUGGCCAAUGUAGCUGCCAGUCGAGCGUUUGAAGGAGGUGAUUCGCCUCAAACGCAUGCCGAACUCCUCCAGCGCGACAUCUUCGAUCCUCUAGGGCUCAAUGGGAGUUCUUUUUUGCUCACAGAAAUCAACCAACCACACGUUGCUGUAGCUUCUAUGGUGACUGUAGAGGCAGACCAGGAUUUCGGGGACGCGACAAAUCCCGCAGGCGGUCAAUACGGUUCAUUAUCCGACCUAACCAAACUGAUGCAGACUUUCCUCAACCCAUCUGGACCUAAAAGUCUGAUUUCUUCCUAUACCAUGAGAGAGUGGGUGCGACCCAUACACGUGUGGUUCGAUGAUUUCUCUGAAGUAGGCGCUCUUUGGGAGAUAUAUAAAUCCCAUGAUUCAUACGGACGAUCACAAAAGAUCUAUCAGAAGUUUGGCAAUCUGGCGGGAUACCACUCAGCGUUCACUAUGAAUCCAGUCAACUCGUAUGGUAUCGUUGUUCUCACCACAGGCCCAACCGUGGGGAUUAUUCCACUCAUAAAUAUCAUUAUCGAAAACUUGCAGCCUGCAUUCGGCUUGGCACUUGAGAAUGCUACUCGUGAUUUGUUGGUCGGGACGUGGCUCUCGGAUGAUGGCCAAGGAACAGUUACCAUUGUGCUAGAAGAAGGGUCUCUUUUUGUCACUCAGUUCUUAUUGAACGGAACAAAUGUUCUAUCUGUCAUGCAUCAAGGCAAACAUCCGACGAAAGUACCGCUCUGGUCUUCUGGAGAGGAUGAGUUUAAGCUCGCAAUAUCCCCCGAGGCAGACGGCUGUUUGUUUUCGUGGGUUGGUCUCGAUGGCUUUGGAUACAUUGAUGGUUAUUCAGUCAACUCUUUGCGUGUUACACGCACAGGAAAUGAUACCAUCCUUCACCUUCCGGCUACUGGGACGGAGUUAAAGCGUCCAUAUCAAUCGUAUCCAUCUCGCUAGGCCCAGACAGGACUACCUUUAAAAGCCUUUUUCAACGCCAGCUCACUGCUCAGCCUCUGAGAACGCGGAGCUUGUGUGAUGCCGCGAACUGAAAGAAUCUUUGAUCGUCACAUUGUAUUAAUGGGUUGUCGAUGAAUAGAGAAUAUUUGUAUUUU